Messenger RNA from Rhagoletis zephyria (snowberry fruit fly), 867 nucleotides. Its product is annotated as translocating chain-associated membrane protein 1-like. Lineage: Eukaryota; Metazoa; Arthropoda; Insecta; Diptera; Tephritidae. Gene Ontology annotation, biological process: protein insertion into ER membrane; SRP-dependent cotranslational protein targeting to membrane, translocation. Gene Ontology annotation, cellular component: endoplasmic reticulum membrane. The record is from RefSeq and is a predicted model, not a curated record.
UCGCACGAGUUCGUCAUCCAGAAUCAUGCCGACAUUGUCAGCUGCCUGGCGAUGCUCAUCGUCAUUGGCCUGCUCUUCCAGGCGACUGCCCCCUUUUGUCUCGCCUUUGUCGCCCUCCAGCACAAUGCCACCGAACCUCUGGUCACCCCGCUGGGCACCGUCAUCUCCUACACCACCGGCGUGAAGGACCUCGCCAUUGUCUUCUUCUACUUUCUCAUCUCCAUCGUCAUUCACGCCGUUGUCCAGGAGUAUGUUCUCGAUAAAAUCACCCGCAAGCUUCACCUCUCAAAGACAAAGCACUCCAAGUUCAACGAGUCCGGCCAGCUGCUGACCUUCAUUCUGGUGUCGCUGGUGUGGGCGGCGGAGGUGAUCCGUCGCGAGGGCUACCUCUUCUCGAUCACGCGCAUCUGGAGCGAGUACCCCGCCCGGCACAUGGAAAUGUCCUACCUCCUCAAGUUCUACUUUGUCAUUCAGAUCGCCUACUGGCUGCACCAGUACCCGGAGGUGUACUUUCAGAAAAUCAAACGGGAAGAGGCCGGUCCCCGAUUUAUCUACGCUUCGCUUUACCUGAUCUUCUUCACUGCCGCCUAUGUUUUGAACCUCACCUCAAUGACGGGCAUCGGCUUUCUGCAGGCGUGGAUGAUGUGGAACUUCAUCACCUUCCACCUGCGCCGCAAGCGCGAACGCGACGCUGAAGUAGCCCGUCGCAAGAAGAACCAGGCGCUGAAGUUGGCCGCCCAGAAGCGACAGGCCGCGGAGUCGGACGAGCUGAAUGAGCUGCCCGAAGCUGAUCGGUCGCCCCUUUCCACGCCCUCUCCGGUGACCAAGAAGAGCGCCAAGGCGGCAAGCAAGCUGAAGGUCAAAUAA